AUGAGUUCUGAAAUGCAUGAUCAAAUCAAAGAUAAGUUUUUGGAGGUCUUUUCCAAGCGUUCCGACUUGAAUUAAACCAAGCCUUUGGAUGCUGUCCUCCUCCUAUCCAUCUUAGCCCUUUGGCCAUUGAUUGAAUCCACCGAUAAUCAAGAAUAUCAUAUGAGUCUCAGAAUCAUUCUAGUCUUCGUUGUAGCAAACAUCAUCAGAAAUACGAAACCAGACAGCAGAAGCCAUCCUAAGAUUUUAGUUUAUUUGGGAAUCAGCCUCCAAUUAUUCAGCAAUCUAAUUUUUGUGUAUUAAGAACAAAGCAACUAGCACUGUCAAAAUUACCUUAUCACUAUUGCUUUCCUGAUACUAAUUUCAUCUAGAUUUGAACUACAUCAUAUUCGUGAAAUUACUUACUCAAUAUCUAUGAUAUCCUUAAUUACCUAGAUUUAUUUACAAAAUCAAGUGUUCUCAAUAAUCAAGUAUUUUGUUAUUGCUGUGAUUGCAAUUGAAGGAAUUCAAUGGAGAACUCAAUUUUUAAAGAGGGAUUACAAUAGCAAGAUGGCUGAUUUCACCAAAGAAUUGGAUCAAAUGAAGGAGUAUUACAAUGAAUAAAUUAUGAAAUUGUAAGAUUAUUAGGAGAGUGAAGCAUAACAACAAUUAUCAUCCAGAGCAAAUGAUUUGUUAAAAAAGUUAAGAUUAAUCAAAUAUCAACAACUAUUAAUGAAAAAUAAUACUUUUUAAAAAGGAAUUCGCAAACCAAAAAAAAUGAAUUCAGAAAUUCAUUAAAAUGCAUUCUCACUUAAAUAAUUGCCUGAAGAUAAUGUACCGGAUGAAUAGAGUUCAAUUUAAUAAGACAUCUCUAACCAUCAUUUCUAGAGUAUAUAAAAUGAUAAUCAGCCUCCACAGUUUAGAAGAAAAUCGCAAAGACUGAUGACGAGUGCGACUGAUUAAAAUUGCAGAAUCAACGAGAGUUCUAAUAGUCCAUCCUUCUCGGAGAAGAAUAUCGAGGAAAUGAAAAUAACCACUGAAGAUAUAGAUGAUCUAUUGAACUUACUCUCGGGGAAGAAAGAGUCCAUUUGGCUUCCUAAAUUUCUAAGGAGCAAUUAAUUAAUCAACGAAUAGGAAGGAUUCAGCGUGGAUGCUAAAUAAUUCUUAUUAUCUCAUUUCACAUAGAAGCAACCCUCGUUUGAAUACAUAUAGGACAUCCAGGACCAUGUUCAGGAGGAAGAGUUGGAGAGAAUAGAUUUUAAUGCAGACUUUCUUCAUUUUUAUAGGAACAAAUCUUAGGACAACAAUUAGACGAGAAUCUUUUUUGAAAAUACUAUCACAUUUUUUAAGAGAUUCAAGAUUGCACAAACUUUUAAGAUCACUAAACCUGAAUUGAUUAGAGAAUUCGCUUUAAAAGUCGACAUGUCUUAUCAUAACAAUCUAUAUCACAAUUCUAUGCAUGCAUUAGACGUAACAAAUUCAACUGGAUUCUUUUUGGAGAAUGGUGUAAAUGAAAUGCUGGAUGAAUUUGAAUAGGCUUGUUUGAUAAUUUCAUCUUUGGUACAUGAUAUUGGACAUCCAGGUCUGAAUAAUGGAUUUAUGAUGAGCAAUAGGUGUAAAUUAGCUAUGUUGUAUAAUGAUUAGAGUGUGCUUGAAAAUUAUCAUUCUUUUUUAUUGUUUCAAAUUCUCUCCCAAGAUCAAUUCAACAUCAUCCAGAAUUUGGGAUAGGUAGAGCAGAAAGGAUUCAGAAAGUACUGUCUUAAUCUAAUCUUGGACACUGACCUCACAAAGCAUUUCCAAUUGAUGAAUAGGUUCUAAAAUUACUUAGAAUUGACAGAAUCGACAGAAAUGGAUAAAAAUCUGUUGAUGUCUAUUUGUAUUAAAUGUGCAGAUGUUGGUCAUGGAGCCAAGAAAUUAUAAAUACAUAAACUAUGGAGUCGUAGAAUUAUUGAGGAGUUCUUUUUGCAAGGAGAUUUGGAAUCAUAUUUGAAAGUGCCUGUGUCUCCCAUGUGCGACAGAAAGUAGUGUGUUACCAAGUCUCAGGAGGGAUUUCUAAAAGCUAUUGUCUUGCCAAUGUUCAAUGCAUUUGUUACUUUAUUGCAGAAUGAAAAGGUGGCACAAGUUUGUUUGGAGUAAAUUCACGAGAACUUGAAGUAUUGGUAGGAACAAAUUGAUGAUGUACAAUUUAUGAAAGAGACUCAGAUAGAUAUUCCAGGACUUGAAAAUUUGAAGAAAUUUUUGAAUUCGCCAUUAUAAUUAUGUGUUUGAAAUCGAUUAAAAAAACGAA
This is a messenger RNA of Paramecium tetraurelia, 2263 nucleotides long. RefSeq lists its product as uncharacterized. Gene Ontology annotation, molecular function: 3',5'-cyclic-nucleotide phosphodiesterase activity. The record is from RefSeq and is a predicted model, not a curated record. The transcript is spliced from 6 exons. Lineage: Eukaryota; Ciliophora; Oligohymenophorea; Peniculida; Parameciidae. Gene Ontology annotation, biological process: signal transduction.